AUGGUUCAGGCUGGCUGCAGAGUUGUUGGACUACCUAAUCAGCCCAAGGACCUUAAGGUUUCUGAAUUUCUGAAACAGAGGACAGCCGCCCUACUUCAAGCCAAGUAUACAGGGAUAUCGGAGGCCAAGGUAAUUGAUUACGAAGAAUUACUACGACUGGAGACAAGGUCAGACCUUUCUACUGAAGAGUAUUACGCAGUACAAAAAUUCAGGAUUAUGGACGCCUACGGCAUUGAGGACCCAUCUAUCCUUACGCCUGAAUGGGUGAAGACCUACAGUAACCCAAAAGAGAUGAAGGUCUUUCAGAAUCUGCAAGCCUUGAAGAACGACCCAGAGUUGAAGAUGACAAAGCAGAGCGACUCGUAUCCUCUCGGGAAAGAUCAAGAAAGGAGGGACACUGGCGCCAUACUACACAGACUACACCAAUCAAAGUAUACCAAACUAAAGUAG
Molecule: messenger RNA, 450 nt
Organism: Lobosporangium transversale
Lineage: Eukaryota; Fungi; Mortierellomycota; Mortierellomycetes; Mortierellales; Mortierellaceae
Exons: 1
Coding region: 1-450 (149 amino acids)
Source: RefSeq, a predicted model, not a curated record